AUGACCUGUUUUGUUGCUGGGUUUGAAGUACAAAGCAUGAUCUUCAUGCAUUACACACCGUCAUUUCAAUGUCAAGACGCGAAUGAGUCUAUCACCUGGGUGUCACGUGCAACUUACGAAUUGAUUUCGAAUGCAUCAAACAUGGAUUUCGCCCAGUUCAACAACACAACGCCACCUCAGCAAUGUUGGGGAUUUUAUAUCAAUCCGAACUCCGGUGAGGCCACACGGUUCCAAUGCUCUCGCUGGGCAUACGAUACCACGCAAAUGAAACGUACUGUUGUAACACAGUUCAAUCUCGUAUGCGAACGGAAGUGGUGGGUCCCUUCGAUGGAAGCCGUGUAUUUAUUCUUUAGUGCAGUGGGCUAUCUAGUCGCCUUCCUAGGUGACACACUAGGCCGGCGUCUCCCAUUUCUUGCCUUCAGUGCAUGGGGCAUACUUGUUUGUCUGGCUACCCCGUUCGCUAAUUCCAUCCCCCUGUUGGUAUUCCUUCGUGGUUGUCGAGGCAUGUCUACCGCUUUGAGCUAUUUGGGGAUUCAAAUCGUAUCCGAAUUAGUCCCAGUGUCCCGCAGAGAGGUGUACGGCAACCUUUAUUGGACACUGUGGGCGUUCGGAUACAUAGUGUGCGCAGGAACUGCCGUUUUGCUCAGGGAUUGGGUAAAGCUACGUUUGUGGUAUUGUGCAUUUUUAUCCGUCUACCUUGUCUAUCCGGUGUUUGUGUGCGAAUCACCGCGUUGGUUGUGCAUGCGGGGCGAGAAAAAGAAAGCAAUCAACAUAUUGCGGCGCAUCGCCAAGUGGAAUAAUGCCAAACUGCCCGAAGAUUAUUUCGUGAAGGCUGACCUUACCCUUGAGUAUGAAUACACUCAGUCCACGAAGCCGAUUACUUCCAUAACCGACUGGAUUCCCGGAGAUAAGCUGAUCUUUAACACCUCGUCUGAAAGCCUCGAACUGGAGAGUCCUAUGAGCACAGGUGGUGGAUCUGAAUUCUACAAUCGCACAGACAAGUGUUUUGACAUAAUAAAAUUUCCGAAUUUGAGAAAGUACACGCUAGUGUUCUGCAUUGCUCACAGCGCUAUCACUAUGGUCUACUUCGGUCUGAUUACGGACAGCUUUUUCGCUACGGAGAACAUUUUUCUGAACGUCUUCCUUAUGGGCCUAAUGGAAUUGCCUACGAGUUUUGCUGGUUGGGGUGUUUCCGUGUACUUUGGUCGACGAAUCGCUACUUCCUCCCUGCUUGUACUGACCGGUAUCACAGUGGUGAUUGUCAAGCUGUCCAGUUCAUCAUUCCCCAUUGUUAGCACCGUUGCAGCCUUGGUUUGUAAAUUCGCCAUAUCUGUGGUCUACUGUGUUUCCGAUCUGUACAUCACAGAAGUUUAUCCGACCACGGUGCGUGUUGCUGGAUUUUUUACAAUCAUAUCUGUGGCCGGUGUCUUUUCAGCGAUUGCUCCAUUUAUCAAUAAUUUAACCGAAGUUCACAUACUGAUACCUUGCACCAUAUACAGCAUUGCUUCAAUCAGUGGGGCAAUCACGGUUCACCGCUAUCUGCCUGAGACCCGCAACUGUCCACUGGCACAAAGCGUAAGCGAGGCGGAACAACUUAUACGUGGCAAAGAAGCCGAAUGGAUUAUAAGGAAGCGUCACGAAAACUGCGCAAAUCCUAGAAAUUGCCAACCCAAUUCUGUCGUUGGCAGUGAAGCUAACGUGGAAGCCAAAGAAAACUGA
Messenger RNA from Dicrocoelium dendriticum, 1719 nucleotides. NCBI's taxonomy places the organism in Eukaryota, Metazoa, Platyhelminthes, Trematoda, Plagiorchiida, Dicrocoeliidae. The record is from the annotation of a GenBank genome assembly.